AUGGAUGUCCUCAAGGCAGUCCAGACCUACGUGCUCAAAAUGAUCACGGAGGUGCCGGGCAUGAAGGUGUUGCUGCUUGACGCGCAUACGACUCCCAUCGUCUCGCUCGUCACAACACAAUCCGAGCUGCUGUCCCACGAGAUCUAUCUCACUGACAGGAUAGACAACACCUCGCGCGAACCACUCAACCACUUGUCGUGCAUCGCCUUCUUGUCACCGACAGACAAGUCCAUCGAAUGGGUCAAGAAGGAGCUCGCCAGCCCACGCUAUGGCGGAUACUGGCUCUUCUUCUCCAACGUGCUCACAAAGAGUCAGAUUGAGGAGAUGGCCAUGGUGGACCAGUUUGAGGUAGUCAAGGAGGUGCAGGAAUUCUUCGCAGACUACCUCGCGCCUCACCAGUCCCUCUUUACGCUUACGCAGGACGCACUGGCCGAUGGCGGUGCGGGCCCUUCCAACCCUCCCAUCUACCUACCCAGCCCCGACGAUGUGCCUCCGCCCGUCCUCGACAACCACCUGCGCGCCAUCAUGUCCGUCCUGCUGAGUCUGAAGAAGCGCCCAGUGAUCCGGUGGGAGCGCAUGUCGACGGCUGGCCGCAGGCUGGCCACAGAAGUCAGCGCGGCCAUGCAGCACCCACCGUAUCGCGACCUGUUUGAUUUCCGCAGUACGGCCGGACCAGCACCCCUGCUCCUCAUUCUCGACAGGCGCAAUGACCCCGUCACGCCGCUCCUUAGCCAGUGGACGUACGAGGCCAUGGUGCACGAGUUGCUGGGUAUCAACAAUGGCCGUGUACACAUUGGAGGCGAGGAACGGACAGAGCUUAGGGACCUGGUGCUCUCCGCGUCAUCCGACCCCUUCUUCUCGCAAAACAUGUUCUCCAACUUUGGAGACCUGGGCGCUGCCUUGUCCCAGUAUGUGACCGAUUACUCGGCCAAGACGGCCUCGAUCGGCCCCGGUUCGUCAUCCCGCAUCGAGACCAUUGCCGACAUGAAGCGCUUUGUGGAAGAGUACCCCGAGUUCCAGCGCCUGGGCGGCAACGUCACCAAGCACGUCACGCUUGUCGGCGAGCUCUCGCGCCUCGUCGAGCGCGACGACCUGCUCUCCGUGUCCGAGGUGGAGCAGUCGCUCGCGUCACAAGAGUCCCACGCGACCGACUUGCGCAGCGUCAUGACGCUCAUCGCCUCUGGCCGCGUCCCGCCCGCCAACAAGCUCCGCCUCGCCAUUCUCUAUGCGCUGCGGUACCAAAAGUUCCACGGCAACCAGAUCACCCAGGUCGUCGAGGCGCUCAUCGCGCACCACGUCGGCGCCGACCGCGCGCGCCUCGUCUACGUCAUGCUCAACUUUGCCGGCGCCGACGUGCGCCAAGACGACCUGUUCAUGAACGAAAACUUCUUUUCGCGCGGCAAGACGGCGCUCAAGGGCCUCCAGGGCGUCGAGAACGUGUAUACCCAGCACACGCCGCACCUGGCCGAAACGCUCGACCUGCUGCUCAAGGGCCGCCUGCGCGAGACGUCGUACCCCUUCAUGGAAGGCGACGAGGGCGCGCGGACCCAGCGCCCGCAGGACAUUAUCGUGUUUAUGAUAGGCGGCACGACGUAUGAGGAGAGCAGGAACGUAGCCCUCCUCAACCAGCGGCUCGCGACCGAUGUGGCAGGGGGGCCCGGCGGGACGCGUAUCCUCCUCGGCGGCAGCACAGUGCACAACUCGACCAGCUUCCUCGAAAUGGUCAGUAUGGCAGCCGAGACCUGGCCCGAAUCCAUCUAUCAGCCCCCCGCCAACCUCGGCGUGCCCUCGGGUACGUCGAGCUACAACCCGUCCCCGGUCCCCAGCGGCGCCGGACCGAGCCUCAACUUCCGCGCCGGCGGCUACGAGCUGUCCGUGGGCGGCGCGGCGGGGUCGGGGCUCUUCCGCUCGGGCCAGAGCGACGUGGGCGGCAACGUCCAGCUCGGAGGCCAGCUCGCACAGGUCAGCGAGGGCAUCCGCGACGGCGCCGGCAGGCUGUGGGGUAAUGUCCGCCAGAGGAUGGAGGAGCGCGCCAGCAGGUCCAACACGCCUCCGGCACAGUAA
Apiotrichum porosum is the source of this 2064-nucleotide messenger RNA. It is a transcript of the gene VPS45, whose product is annotated as vacuolar protein sorting-associated protein 45. The transcript has 8 exons. Lineage: Eukaryota; Fungi; Basidiomycota; Tremellomycetes; Trichosporonales; Trichosporonaceae. Gene Ontology annotation, biological process: intracellular protein transport; vesicle-mediated transport. The record is from RefSeq and is a predicted model, not a curated record. Gene Ontology annotation, cellular component: Golgi membrane. The coding region runs from base 1 to 2064 and encodes 687 amino acids.